AUAAAAAAAUUAUAAUUUUUUCUUUUUUUGGAAUUUGUCAUCGAAUAUCAAAUUUAUGUAUGUUUUUCGUUCAUUGUGAUUGACAACUUAAGUGUUAAAUUUCAGCAAAAGCAGCACAUUUUUUGAUCAUCGUAUUUGAUCAUUUGAGAAUUGCGUUUGUACAUUUUUCCUUCUUUUGUUUUCCAUCCACAUUUGGUUAUUCACAUUUGGAUUUUUCCGGUGCAGAAACAUUGUGUUUUCCAUUUGAUAAAAAAUCAAAACAAUGUCCACUAUCGAUACCGAAAACGAUAUCAAAGUGAUGGACGAUACAAAUAAUAAUAAUAAUAAUAUUGAGCGAAAAAAACGUAACGUUCGAAUACAAUUUAAUCUCGAUAAUGAUGAUGAUGGUGAUAAUUGUAACCAACAAAUCAUCAAUGAUGAUAAUCGUCGACGACGAUCUAACGAUGAUAAUGUCCAUCAUGAUCAUCAGAAAAGUGGUUGGGACAAAUUUCGAUUUAGUUUGAAGAAGAAACAAGUAAAUAAAAACCAUUCCAAACAACAACCAAAUCAAUCAAAAGAAAUUAUUGCAAAGAAUAAAUUUGAUGAAAAAUCAAUUCGAAAACAAAAAUUAAAACUAAUAAAAUAUUUAUCAACUGAAGAACCAAUUAUGAAAAAUAAUUAUAUUGAUGAUUAUGAACGUCGUUUAUUAACGGCCCAACAACAACAACAACAAUCAUCAUCGAACAAUGAAGUAAAUAAUAUUGAUGUAAAUAAAUAUUUUCGUAUACCGGAAUCAAAAAUUAAUGAUAAAUUAUGGCGUAUUCCAUAUCAUUUUGCAACCGAUGAUGAUGACGAUGACGAUGACGAUGGUAAUGGCCACAAAGAAUUACCACGAAUCAAUCGUUUUGGUGAAGGUAUUAAUGAUGGUUGUAUGAUUGGAUUAAAUCUGCCGAAAAUUCAAUCGAAACAAAAUCGUUUUAAAACAUGGGAUAAAUUAAUUGAAUGUUCGGAUGAAAUAUUAUAUCGAUUUGUUAAUCCAAUAACAAAUGGUUCUGGUAGCCAACGUAGAAAUCGUCGUCGUGGUUCAAUUCUGCAACCACGUCAUGUAUUUUUGAUGCCAAAUCCUGAAAUGGGUAGUUUGAUUGCAAGUAAUCUAAAUAAAAAUCAAUUAUUUCGUGAAUGGUCAUCCGAAUUAAUGUUAGAUGUACGACAUGAUUGUGGUGGUGAAGAAUUAUUAGAAUCUGAUUAUCGUCAAAAUAUUCUAAAUAAUAUUUCAAUGGAUGAUUUAAGUAAUAUGAUUUAUCCGGAAUUAAAAUUAAGUUUCAACGUGAAUGGAAUGAUAUCGGAUUCAGAAAUGCGUUAUAUACAAGCAGUUAGUAAUCGUCGACGACAAUCAUUAGUACCACCAACAUUUGGUGGCGGUGGUAGUGAUCCACUUCAAUUUCGUCGACAAAGUUUUGGUGGUGGACAAUUAUGGUCAUUUGAUGUUGAACGACAACAACAACGUGAAUGUUAUCAGGAUAAAAUUGCCUUGAUUAAUCCGGAACAUCGAAAACAACAACAAUUCAAUCGUAUGAAUUCGAUGGCAACACAAUCAUCGAUUGUUUCCACCAUCACCACUGCAAUAUCAGAUACGGAUGAUGAUAAUUCUUCUGUAAACAACGACUACGAUGAUAAUGAUGAAUCGAUGGAAUUUGAUCCAGAAUCUGAUCAACAAAUUAUUCUAUUCGCAAAUGAAUUAUCAAUUAUGAUAAGAAAAUAUUUUAAUUCGAUCAAAUCAUCGGAAAUUAUUCAUUUUAUUUUGAAUAUUACAAAUGCAAUGGUGAGAUUAUUUCAUUUUCAAAAUCGUAUUGUACGUUUAAUUGCAACAAAUAUUCUGAACAAUCGUCAAUUAGAACAACGUGUUCGAUCGAUAUUAUUUUUUAUUCGUGUUAUACGACAUCUGCAAACAUUAAAUAAUUGGUUGGCAAUAAAUUUGGUAACAAAAAGUCUUCAAUGUCCACCUGUUGUUCGUUUGAAAGAUACAUGGCGUAAAAUAACAUUUAAUCAUCCAGAAGAUUAUUGUAAUUUUAUACAAAUAUCUGAAGAUUUAGAAUCAGGUAAUCAAUGGCUUGCAUAUGAAUCCGGACAACGUUUUUUACCAAUAUUUGAUGAUACAAUCGAAAUGAUUAAAGAACAUUGUGGUCUGAUGAUUGUACAAUUAAAACAACAUCGUUUUCAUCAAUCAUGGCAUAAUCAUGGACGUUCUGAUGAUCAUGAUCUAAUUAAUUGGAUUAAUAAUGAAGUCGAUAACCUUUUGAAAGAUUGUGGUCAACAACAACUUGGUUUGAUGGUAAAUGAUAAUGAUGAUAAUCAUCUUACGACGGAACAACGACGACCAAAGCAACAACAACAAUCAUCAUCGUCAACGAUAUUCAAAAAGCCUAAAGCAUUUUUGCAUCGAAUUUUUUCUCGUAAUGAUAAGGCCAAUGGCCAUGAAAAUGAUGGUGAUGGUAAUGAUAAUCGACAACUGUAUGAUGAUGAAGAUAUCCAAGAUAUCGAUGAUGAUGAUGAUGAUUAUAAUGUACAUCAACGACGAUUAUUAAAAGGAUCGAAAAAUGAACUGACAAAUAUUGUCCGACGACGACGAACAUCGAAAACAAAUCGAAAAAUCAGUGUCGAACAAAUCAAUUUGAAUCAAAAAAAUCAGAAUAAUAAUUUACAAUGGUCAUCAUCAUUAUCAAUGCCAUCAUGUAAACGAUUUUGGACAUUGGCUGAAUUUUAUAAACUACGUCAAUCAGAUCGUGAAAUGAUUAAACAACAAAUUGUACGUACAAUGGUUAGUGUACAGAAAAAAACAUUCUAUGUAUUUGAAGAACGUGAUGAACGAAUAAGAAAUUUUUUAUUGAAUGCACAUUGUAAUUCAAUGGAUCAAUGUAUGCGAUUAUCGCAGCAAAUUGAAAAUCAAGAACAACAACAACGUCAACAAUUGGUUAAUCAGGCAACAAAUCGUUCGAAUAUUUUUGAUGAUCAUCAAACAAAAUUAUUGAUAAUUAAUGGUAAUCAUAAUCAUGAUGAUGGCCAAGAAGAUUCAAACAACAACAAUGAAUCGCAACAACAACAACAACACGAUGAUUAUUGA
Molecule: messenger RNA, 3100 nt
Organism: Dermatophagoides pteronyssinus (European house dust mite)
Lineage: Eukaryota; Metazoa; Arthropoda; Arachnida; Sarcoptiformes; Pyroglyphidae
Biological process (GO): small GTPase-mediated signal transduction
Molecular function (GO): guanyl-nucleotide exchange factor activity
Source: RefSeq, a predicted model, not a curated record